Molecule: messenger RNA, 2406 nt
Organism: Numida meleagris (helmeted guineafowl)
Lineage: Eukaryota; Metazoa; Chordata; Aves; Galliformes; Numididae
Gene: CRTAC1
Product: cartilage acidic protein 1
Exons: 14
Coding region: 42-2270 (742 amino acids)
Biological process (GO): axonal fasciculation
Molecular function (GO): calcium ion binding
Source: RefSeq, a predicted model, not a curated record
GCGCGGAACCGGGAGGUGGGCGGCGAGGCGGGCGCUGCGGGAUGCGCUCCCCCCGCCGCCGCGGGGGCACCGGGCAGCCCCCCGCGCCCGUGCCCAGGAUGCUGGCGCUGUGCCUGCUGUCCCUGGCCUGGCUCAGUGAGGGCUCCCAGCGCAGUGAGCCCAUGUUCGCCGCUGUCACCCACCGACUGCUCCCACCUGACUACGACAGCAACCCCACACAGCUCAACUAUGGCGUGGCUGUAACCGACCUGGAUGCUGACGGCAACUUCGAGAUCGUGGUGGCUGGGUACAACGGCCCCAACCUGGUGCUCAAGUAUGACAAGGUGCGGGGACGGCUGGUCAACGUGGCAGAGGAUGAGCGCAGCUCCCCUUACUACGCGCUGCGGGACCGGCCGGGCAAUGCCAUCGGCGUGACGGCAUGUGACAUUGAUGGGGAUGGCCGUGAGGAAAUCUACUUCCUCAAUACCAACAACGCUUUCUCCGGCAUGGCCACCUACACGGAUAAGCUCUUCAAGCUCCGCAACGGGCGCUGGGAGGACCUGCUGAGUGACGAAGUGAACCGUGACGUGGCCAGCCGCUUCGCCGGGCGCUCCGUCGCCUGCGUGGACCGCAUGGGCUCGGGCAGGUACUCCAUCUACAUCGCCAACUACGCCAGCGGCAAGGUGGGCCCGCACGCCCUCCUGGAGAUGGACGUGGCUGCCAGUGACCCUGCCCGCGGUGUCGUGGUGCUGGUGGAUGUGGCUGCCCAGGCUGGCGUCAGCAAGUACACAGGGGGCCGUGGUGUGGCUGUAGGCCCCAUCCUGAGUGACAGUGCUUCUGACAUCUUCUGCGGGAAUGAGAACAGCCCCAACUUCCUCUUCCACAACCGUGGGGAUGGGACAUACCGGGACGUGGCAGCCGUGGUGGGGCUGGAUGACCCCUACCAGCACGGACGUGGCGUGGCAUUGGCUGACUUCAACCGCGAUGGCCGUGUGGACAUUGUCUAUGGCAACUGGAAUGGGCCACACCGCCUCUACCUGCAGGCGGGGGCUCCCGGGCGCGUCCGAUUUCGGGAUAUUGCCACCCCCAAGUUCUCCAUGCCGUCCCCCGUCCGCACUGUCAUCGCUGCCGACUUUGACAAUGAUCAGGAGCUGGAGGUCUUCUUCAACAACAUUGCCUACCGUGGCUCCUCCGCCAACCGCCUCUUCCGGCUCAUCCGCAGGGAGCACUCAGACCCCAUCGUAGAAGAGCUAAACCCAGGGGAUGCGCUGGAGCCCGAGGGACGGGGCACAGGGGGUGCUGUGACAGAUUUUGAUGGUGAUGGAAUGCUGGAUCUGAUCCUGUCCCAUGGUGAGUCCAUGGCACAGCCACUCUCCGUCUUCAAGAGCACCCAGGGUGUUGGCAACAACUGGCUGCGGGUUGUGCCACGCACCCGCUUCGGGGCCUUUGCGCGGGGGGCCAAGGUGGUGCUGUUCACACGGCGCAGCGGUGCCCACCUGCGCAUCAUCGACGGUGGCUCGGGGUACCUGUGUGAGAUGGAGCCUGUGGCACACUUUGGACUGGGGCGUGACGAGGCCAGCAGCCUGGAGGUGACAUGGCCUGAUGGCCGCAUCCUGGUGCGAGCAGUGGCCAGCAGCGAGACCAACUCCAUCCUGGAGGUUCCCUAUCCCCGGGACACAGAGGAGCCGCCAGUACCCGCCUUGCUGGAGACACCAAUGAGUGUGCUGAGUUCCCCUUUGUCUGCCCCCGGGACAAGCCCAUCUGCAUCAACACCUACGGCGGGUACCGCUGCCGCAGCAACAAGCGUUGCGCCCGCGGCUUCGAGCCCAAUGAGGAUGGCACAGCAUGUGUGGCUCAAGUGGCCUUUUUUGGGGGAUACCCCUCUGCUGGGAGCUGGCUCUGGGCCCUCCAAGGUGUUCUCCUCCCUCUGGGCUUCGGACUCUGCCUUUGCCUCUAUGCACUUUAACCCUGCCAGUAACACCCAAGCAGCCUUGGCGAAGGAGCGGCCAGCCUCUGCCCGUCUCUUUUUCUCUCUCCCCAUGUGGAACUGCCCUGGACGGGCAAGGGACCUCAGCACCGUCCCCAUGCUGCAGCCCGGGACUGAAGCCCCAGCGCUCCCUCCACCUCGCCGGCUCCGUCGCCUCGAUCCCGUGCCAUGUGCCUGCUGGUUUGGCCUGCGCCACGUGUGCUUCACCCAUCCCCUCUGCCCCUGGGGGGUACCCCCGGCAGAGGAGGCUGCCCCCAGCCCAGCAGGGGAAAGCCCUCCCCCCGUUUGUUUUUUAACUUCUUGACCCUGCUGUUUGGAGUUGGACCCUGCUCAGUCUUCCAGCCCAUCUCCUGGAGAAUCCCCCCAAUAAACUGUAUACUGUCUAUUUGCUGGCUGGGAUGAGCUCAGGCUUCCAGCAGGGUGGGAGCCACUAUUCUGCC